Molecule: messenger RNA, 1645 nt
Organism: Cynara cardunculus var. scolymus (artichoke)
Lineage: Eukaryota; Viridiplantae; Streptophyta; Magnoliopsida; Asterales; Asteraceae
Product: flavonoid 3'-monooxygenase-like
Exons: 2
Coding region: 1-1575 (524 amino acids)
Molecular function (GO): oxidoreductase activity, acting on paired donors, with incorporation or reduction of molecular oxygen; monooxygenase activity; heme binding
Source: RefSeq, a predicted model, not a curated record
AUGGAAGAACUAGCCUCCGCCGUACCUGAAUCAUGGUCUGGGUGGUGGGGAAUCAGCAAUGCCGGCGACCAGGUUGAUCUUAUACUUGUCAUUGCCGUUGCUGUGUUUUCCAUCUUCUGGUUUGUAUGGAUGUGGACAUCCAAGAAUGGUGGCAGCAACCACCAACUACCACCAGGCCCGCCACCGUUACCGCUAGUCGGUAACCUCCUUUCUCUCGAUACAGACCUCCACUCGCACUUUGCCACCUUAGCCAAAACCUACGGUCCAAUUAUGACCCUUUGGCUCGGUAGAAAAGUGACCAUCGUAAUCUCCUCCCCGGCCCUAGCUCACGAGGUGCUCAAAGUUCACGACACCACCUUUGCCAACCGUGAUAUGACGGUUGCCGGUAACGAGUCCUCAUACGGUGGCAAUGAUAUCGUAUGGUCUCCGUAUGGGGAUCAAUGGCGGAUGUUGAGAAAGAUUUGUGUUCGUCAGAUGCUCAGCAAUGAAGUAUUGGAUUCCGUUUACUCUCUCCGGCGGAAAGAGAUCAGGAAAACCAUCAAACAACUGUACAGCCAGGGUGAGUCUCCGGUGAACAUUGGCGAUCAAAUGUUCUUGACGUUUAUGAAUGUGGUCACGGGGAUGAUGUGGGGUGGAACAGUGAAGGAAGAGAAUAUGGUGAGUUUAGGAGUGGAGUUCAGGCAAGCGAGCAAUGAGUUAACCGAGUUAUUGGGUACGCCAAACUUGUCGGAUUUGUAUCCUAGUUUGGCCUGGUUUGAUCUGCAAGGGAUCAUGAAGAAGACGAAGGUGGCAGCAAAGAAGUUUGAUGCGAUCUUCGAGAAGAUAAUUGAUCAAAGAAAGAAGAUGGAUGGGGAUGAAAUUAAUAACGACUUUUUGCAGUUUUUAUUGCAGGUUAAAGAUGAUGGAGAUUACAAAACACCAUUCACCAUGAACCAUCUCAAAGCUUUGCUCAAGGACAUGGCUAUAGGAGGAACCGACACAACCUCAACGACAAUCGAGUUCGCCUUAGCUCACAUGAUCGACAAACCUGAAAUCCUCAAAAAGGCCCAACAAGAACUAGAUACAAUUGUUGGCAAAAACAACAUAGUUGAAGAAUUCCACAUUAAAAACCUACCUUACUUGCAUGCCAUCAUGAAAGAAACUCUCCGUUUACACCCGAUACUCCCACUUCUACUCCCACAUUGCCCCAGCAAGUCGUGUGUCAUCGGUGGCUACAUGAUCCCAAAAGGUGCUCGAGUUUUUGUCAACGCAUGGGCGAUUCAUAGAGAUCCUACGAUAUGGGAAAACCCUUUGGAGUUUAUCCCUGAAAGAUUUGUGGAUAAUAAGUGGGAUUACAGUGGGAAAGACUUCAACUAUUUCCCGUUUGGAGCUGGGCGAAGAAUAUGUGCAGGGACUACGAUGGCGGAGAGGAUGUUUAUGUAUUCACUUGCUUCGCUUAUUCAUUCAUUUGACUGGAAAUCAGGUGAAGGAGAGAAGAUUGAACUGGGUGAAAAGUUUGGGACUGUUUUGAGGAAGAAGAAGCCUCUCAUGGCAGUUCCAACACCAAGAUUGUAUGAAUCGUAUAUGUAUGAGUGAUGUGUUAAUGGCCUUAUCGCAAUUUGUAUACCAAAAUAAUGUAUUUUAAGUGUUGAUGUCUGUAUAUCUU